AUGCCUGCCCAAGCGCGCGAAAACCGCAUCAUAGCAUUCAACAUCAUCGCCCGUAUCGCUACGCUCCUGCGCAAAACCCCCCAAGGCAAACCACUGCUCGACAAAGUCAACUACGACAUCGCAACCCUCCUCACCGCAACCACAGAAGACACCCCGUCCCACCCGAUUCUAAACGAGCUCCUCCAGCACCGCGAAGACGUCCUGGCCGAGAAGUCAAGAUCCACCGCCCAUUCUCAGCAGCCCGCCAAACACCGUUCUCCAGAUCCACGCGCCGCACACAAUCCUCGCACCCUGGCGCAUCCCGAUUCUCAUCCCCAGCAGCCGCGGCAUGCGCGUCCGCCCUCCCAGUCCCCAUCACCCCCUCGCCAACGCUCCCGCUCUCGUCGCCCAUAUCCCGACCCGCACAACGCCCCGCCAGAACACCACAUGUCCGGCGCCCUCGCCGCCGACGACCCCCGCGCCACAGGCCCUAUUCAACCCCACUCCGCCGACGACGAUGGGUUCGUGACACAAUCUCGACAGCACCGCCGCCGCCGCAGAAGCAGACGGUAUAAGAGGCCUUCACCGCCGCGCUUCAGCGUAAGAAAGGGGCUAGGCGCGUUUGUGCGCGAGACAGUGGCAUGGGAAGUAGAUAAGGUGCGGCAUGCGCAGAAGAAGGAGGAGAGAGCGAGCAGGGGCGGUGGCAGUGAGCAGGGCAGUGGGACGGGUGAAAAUGAAGACCGCGCGAGCAAGGACGAAGGAUACGAGCACGGAUACGCAGAGAGUGGUACCGAGUCCGACAGACAGCGUGGCCGCGCACGACACAGACGAGAUGCACAAAGCCACAGUUACCGCGACGAGCGAGGCAGGACUAGGUUCGUGUAUGAGGAUAGCACGCCGACACGAUACACCGCAUCCACCGAGCGCCAUGCCGACGCAUCCUAUGACAAUAUACAUGUCCACCCACGCAGACGAAAACGUCGGUACCACGCGCACGAUCCUGCUCAUCAGCCGACUCGCGCUCGUGGUAGUGCUGUGCAUAGCAUUAUAUCUAGUCUCUCGGCCCUGCGUCUCCCGGGUGUUAAUGCGCCGCCUGUGACGGAGGCUCAGCGGAGGGAUUUUUAUGGUCUUACGAGGCGUGGGGUGUGA
Molecule: messenger RNA, 1128 nt
Organism: Pseudovirgaria hyperparasitica
Lineage: Eukaryota; Fungi; Ascomycota; Dothideomycetes; Acrospermales; Acrospermaceae
Exons: 2
Coding region: 1-1128 (375 amino acids)
Source: RefSeq, a predicted model, not a curated record